AUGUUCCAGUCCUCGAGUUUUAACAGCCCUCCUUACGGAUACCAGAGUCCGAGUUCGAAUGUCCCUAAACGUGGCUACCCUUCAACGUUCGGUACGGAGUCGAGUUAUCCCGGCGCUCAAGCCCCUUCAUACCAGAACAAUCCAUCUCAGUUUGGAUCAUCUUCAGGGGGGUACCCGGGAGGCCCACCGCCACCGCCAGGCGAAUAUGCGGGUGGACCACCUCCCCCACAAGGUGGGUAUCCAGGUGGACCACCUCCCCCAGAAAGUGGCUAUCCAGGUGGACCACCUCCCCAACAAAGUGGCUACCCAGGCGGACCACCCCCAGCACAAGGUGGUUAUAUAGGAGGCCCCCCACCUCCUCAAGGAGGAUAUCCUGGUGAAGCACAGCCAUCAUAUGCAGUUCCGUCAGGUGGAUAUGAAGGAGGCCCACCUCCUAGAGGUGGGUAUCAACCGAAAAGUGGACCAUCCCAAAACGGAUACUCAAAUGGUCAACCUCCCCAACCGGCUUAUCAGAACGGAGCAUCUCAAAACAGUCCAGCUCUCAGCAGCUACCAAAGUGCACCCCCAUCUGGCGGCUACCCCGGACCACAGGCUCCAAGGGGGUUCCCGUCAACGUACCAAGGAGGGCCACAGAACACAUAUCCCGAGGAAUCACCAAGGGGGUACGCCCCGCGGAACUAUCCCCCAUCAAGUGGAUUCCCAUCGAGAUUUCCGACGAAACGGUAUCGUGGACAGGUGCAAUACUUUACCGCCCCACCCCCGGAUCCUGGGCAGGGGCUGAUGCCGCUCCCGAGACGCCCAUACAUCCCCCGGGGUACUCCUGGUCAACAACAACAGCCGCAACAACAACAGCAGCAGCAACAGCAAGCUUUCGUCCCCAUGCCGAGUACCACAACGACACCUAUACCCACGUCAUCAACAACUACAACAGGUAAGUGGUCUCUGGGUUGUAAUUGUCAGAGUUGGGUCACGUCGUACCACGACGACCCGUCUACCCACGUCGUCAACAGCUACAACAGGUAA
Molecule: messenger RNA, 1023 nt
Organism: Haliotis rubra (blacklip abalone)
Lineage: Eukaryota; Metazoa; Mollusca; Gastropoda; Lepetellida; Haliotidae
Product: basic salivary proline-rich protein 2-like
Exons: 1
Coding region: 1-1023 (340 amino acids)
Source: RefSeq, a predicted model, not a curated record